Bacillus rossius redtenbacheri is the source of this 4950-nucleotide messenger RNA. RefSeq lists its product as uncharacterized. The record is from RefSeq and is a predicted model, not a curated record. Bases 701 to 973 code for a protein of 90 amino acids. Lineage: Eukaryota; Metazoa; Arthropoda; Insecta; Phasmatodea; Bacillidae. The transcript is spliced from 2 exons.
UUCUUCACAAAAUUUCUUGCUUUGUAUUAAUUUUUUUCAGGUUAGCUGUAUUAAAAAGAUUUAGAUAUCACGAAAGGGAGCACUGGUACUGUGUUUAUUUUAUACAUAAAAUAUUGCCUUUUUAUUAUUAUAUAUGACUAGAAACCAUCACAGAACUAGUUAAGUAUCCUUUCAAAUUAAGAUAAAUAUUAGAAAGAAAUAAAGGUAUUAAUUUGUUCUUCCUGCAGGUUUUUUUACAGGUUUAAUAACUACGAGUGACAUUGAGAAAAAUAUAUUUUUUUCUUUUACAAAAUAUUUUACUUGAAGGCACACUGUCCAUUUAAGACAUACUACCUGCCCAAAUAAUGUACGUACUAGCCCCAUGCUAAUCAUUAUUGUUUGUGUGUUACGGACGAUGCGACAGACGGCUAAACGCACCGUUGUGUUCUUAGAAAUCUAUUAUAGAAUAGUUAUAACUUGUAGCUCGGACGGUCACAGCCCUCUAGCUCGCGACCAAGGAGUGUAAAUAAGACCCGGCUCGCUCUAGCGAGCGCGGAAUGCGAAAAUGUGGGACAGCUUGGUCCCGCCCACGCCUCCCGCGGGAAAAUGCGUCACGUGAUGUUUGUCACGACCUAUAGCGGACACCGACAAAAGAAAGUUGCCAGUGCAGCGAGCCCAGACUACCAGUAAAUACACGAAGCAGGACACUUUCUAUUUCAACAUGGUGACAUGGGCGGCGUGGGCCGCGACGCUGCUGCUCCUGGCGGCGGCCUACGACCCCGAGGACCCGCAGCUGCCGGCGCUGCUGCCCGCGGCGGGCACCUUCGAGGCCUUCUACCCGCGCGAGGCGGAGGACGGGCCCGUGGGAGCGGCGCGCGCCCCGCACUCGCACGGCAGCUUCUACUCGCCGCGUCGCCCCGGCCUCGUGGACGUGCGCAACGCCCCCGCCUUCGGCUACCUGUUCGGCGGCGGCCGGCGCUUCAACUACGACUAGCGCUUCCCACACCGGGGCGCAGUGUUGACAACCAGACAGAUGUGAAAUUCCCAUGUUAUGACAAAAAAAAAUCCCAUCUUUCUACAAAAAUUCCCACGUGCUAUUUUAAAAAAAAUUUAGUAACACUCUUAGAGCUAACAUUAACGUAAAGGUAUUUAUUUCAAUUUAUAUUUACACAAACACAUUCACUGUUAAAUAAAAAAAUAAUUUUAACUUUCGUCAUUUGUAGUGCAGUACAAAUUCUUCUUGUUAUGAAGUUUUAGGUGGCUUUCAUGCACUUUGAAAGUUGUGCAGUCAAUGUCAUUUGUUUGAAAUGCCGACCUGACAAAACAAACUGCAUUUAAGGUCUCUUCGCCCAUCCUGUUCCUUUUUUUGGUUUUUAUAUCGGUCACCAUUGAAAAAAUCCUCUCUGCUUCUGCGUUGGAAUGAGGAAGAGAGAGAACACAUUUAGCCAGUCUACUUAAGUUUGGAAAACACAAUUUGUCACUGAAAUCUCUUAUUUGAGAGAUAUUAUCCCACAUUGUGUCAAUAUCCAUUUCUAAAAACUUCUUUUUCUGAUCCGCAGUUAUACUAUGUGGCAGACUUCUCCAUUCGACAGCUAAAUUAUUCAAAUCAAAUCCGCCUAUUUGCGAAGCUAAAGUGCUUAAAUCCUUAACUUCAUUUCUCUCUGACUUUUCAAGUGCAACAGCUGGAUCUACAAAUUUCAUUUCUCGAAAGAGUUCACUGUCCAAAUGCAGACGUUUUUUCAUUUCAUCUGUAGCACAAAUGUAGAACUCAAGGCACUUCAGUCUGAACUGCUGGACACUCGAGGCACAGUCUUCCGGCAAUGACUGCAAAAACUUCUCACACUCAGGUCCGAGAUAGAUAGACUCUAAGUUGAGAAAAUUUGAAGGAUGGUUCACAUUUGUCUGUUUCAGCUGAUUGAGACACUCAGCUUUCAAAAAGUUUUGUGCAAAAUUGUUUAUCAGGGUGCUAGAUGCUUCCAACAACUUGUGUAUGUAUAAGUAUUUUUCUUGACUGAAAAAGUGCAUUGAAAGAAUUAAAAUAAGUCAAAACAUACUUGAGAAAAAGCAAAUAUGCCUUGGUGUAGUGGUUCUGUAGUUCAUUAAAAAUGAACUCUGCACUCUUAAGUUUAUCUUCAACAAUGGCAAGUUGGAAGUAUUGUUGCAAAGGUUCCCAGUUCUCUAGAAGACGAACAACACAUUGAUGCAAUACCAACCAUCUUGUACCAGAUAAUUUGAGCAACUUACGCUGUUCAGUGUUAAAAAACUCUUGAAACUCUCGCAAAAUGGCACACCGCUUAGCACUUCCAGAAAUAUAACUGCACACACAUCGCAAUAAUUCUUCGCAUGACCAGGGAAGUUUCUCGCAUGCUUUGCUGGCUAUUAUAGCCGAUGUAUGACAGAUACAGUUAAGAACUAUCAGACCUGGUGUUACAGUCUUUAAUCUUGUAACAAAAGAGUUAUGUGAACCGACCAUGACAGGCGCAUUGUCACAUGCCAAUCCAAUUAUAUUCUUUAAAGGAACAUCCUUUGCCUCAAGAGUGUUACAGAAAGCAAUAAACAAAUUAUCAGCAGAGCAAUCUGUAGCAUCUAGCGAAACCAACUCAAGCAAUUCAGUUUUCACUCGUCCAUUAAGGGGUGAAAAGUACUUUACCAGGAUACACAUACAUUUCUUGUCUGCGAUGUCAGUAGUUUCAUCAAUCAAAACAGAAAAAGGUACAGUUUUAAGUGUCUCGACUGUCUUUUCUGUUUCUACUUGUGCAACAAUGUUUUUUACUACUUGUGUGCAUUUUGUGCGACCUAGUGUAAUAUCGGCAGCUAUUUUCGAAUCACUAAAGACUUCCUUAAUCAUUGGAAUUAAAUGCUCAACUACCUGGAAUGCAACAUUAUGUUCAGCGAAAAAAGUUGCUAGUUUUAUUUCUGCAGUCUUCACUUUGUCAACAUGCACCUUGUUUUCAUCUUUUUUUGCAAAACAGCUCAAAAUGCUUUGGUUACUUCCUAUUUGUUUAACAUUUUUGACAUGCUUACCUGUAACUGCAUGUUUUUCCAAUUCACUUUUUCCACAAGAAACAGCCACAUUACAAGCUCGGCAAAAUGCUUUAUUCUUGUCGCUAUCAACAGGCUGCAACCAACCUCGAAAUUUUUCUUCUUGCAGCCACGAGUUCUGAAAUGUUUUGGCAGAUGUGACACGUUUUUUAACAUGUAUUUCACUAUCGUCUUCAUUGUUACCUGAUGAAAGUUUUUGUUUCUUUGUGUGAAAAACACUCUCGUCAUUUACAUCACACAUGCUGUACAAACUACCAAUUAUUUACGUUUUACGACAUGUAGCACGAUUUUAAAACCUACGCAACUUAAUAAUACGAAAAAUGCCACCAACCUUUAUCUAUGAAAAAUGCUCUACCAGUUGGCAGUCUUACAAAUGUCACAGAUAAAAAAAAAAACUUUUGCCCAUAGAGCAUAUAAUGGGAAGAACGAAAACUUCAUAGCACUAAAGCAGAAAUCGCCUACAAAUGAAACAAGUCAAUAGAAUUGUUUGCUUUGAUUUAUUUGAUAUUUAACUCGCCUUUAAAAUAUUAUUUAUAAGAUCAAAUUUGUCAAGAUGUUGUCUUUACAGUUUUCGACCACAUUUGAGGCAUUUUAGUGCUAAUAUUCCCUUUUUCCCUUUUUCAAAUUUUUGAGCCCAAAAUUCCCACGAAAUGGGAAAAAUCCCACGAGUUGGCAACACUGCCGGGGCGACUGAAUUGUUGCCCAUUGGAAGGGCAGCCCUUCAGGAUUUUUCUGACAGUGGUUAGUUUGUAAAGUGACCUAACCUAACCUAACCUAACCUAACCUCACCUAACCUAACCUAACCUAAACUAACCUAACCUAACCUAACCUAACCUAAACUAACCACUGUCAGAAAAAUCCUGAAGGGCGGCCCAUCCAAGGGGCAACAAUUCAGACAACCUUUAAAAAACACCACUGUCAGAAAAAUCCUGAUGGGCUGCCCAUCCAAGGGGCAACAAUUCAGACAAUCUUUCAAAAACACUACUGUAAGAAAAAUCCUGAUGGGCUGCCCUUCCAAGGGGCAAGUUUUCAGGAUUAUUUAAACACUUAAAGAAACAUGUUUUCAGAAAUUGUAUGGGCUGCCCUUCCAGUCGCUGUACAAACAAAUCAUUGCCAGAAAAAUUCUGAAGGGCUGCACAUCCAACGGGCAACAAUUCAGCUCCCCCCUCACACCCACCCCACUCCGCUUUUUUCCUGCACAACAUUCUGAUCAUCUGCUUCUGUAUUGUACCUCCACAUUCUCCAACAGGGGUUCUGGAAGGGGGGUGAGACUACCUCUCCCUUGGCAAUAUUACCGCACAACGAUCAUUUUGGAGUUCUAACGAUACCUUCGAAACGUGUUACGUCUGCAGCAAAAACCUUGUUUAUGAGCAAGGGGUGGAGUUGGGGGGAAUAUAUAUCCUCACCCAUUCCCGAAAUCCUAAAAAAAAAAUCUGUCUUUCCCACCAAAAACAGGAAAUAAUUUAAGCAAACAGCAGGCAAACAGGUUCCACCCCACCCCCACGAAAUGAAGUUCCGCGUACGCUCCUCGUCACAAGAGAGUACAUAACUGUGUUGUCGGGAGCCAGAGCAGUUGCCACGAACAUCAGGAGCUGCUAAGAACUCUGCUUUUAUUUCAGGUGUAUUCUUCAGGAAGACUCCUCAAAUUAUUGCAAUUUCUAACAAUGUGUAGCACACGUGGAACAGAUAUAAACUGUGUUUUAGAGUGUUAUGUAUAGAGAUUAUACUGUUUUUGACACUGGUGUUUAAAUAAGUUGUACUUAUGUUGUCUAUCAUGCCCAUAUUUAUGCCUGCUUUUUCUAAGAUGUACAUUUUUUUGCUCUAUGUAUGUAUUGUGUAGAGCAUUCUUACCAUUAUGUCCAAAAUUCAGUAUUUAUAUACAAAGACCUACAACACUGUUGCCUUAAAUAAAUCGGAAAAUGAAACUAU